GUCGCACGCGCGCGAGCGAUCGACUUCAUACUUCCAGACACCGGCACUCCCGAACGGUCACCGCCGUCUCUCGUAGUCAAAGAUGUCUCGACUCGUUGUGCUGGCAGUGUUGUUGGUAGCCACUUUCGUGACAGGCUCCAGCGCUCAGCGUGGGCCCGAGCUGUGCUUCCUCCCACCUGACCGUGGACCCUGCCGUGCCUUCGUCCCGUCCUUCUACUUCGACAGUUCAUCCGGAACCUGCCGCGAGUUCAUCUACGGCGGCUGCCAGGGCAACGCGAACCGCUUCAAAACUCAGAGACAGUGCCUCCGCACCUGCGUCUGAGAUCGCUUAUUUUACGUUUGAAACGCCGCAGAAGCCAUGAUGUAUGCUACAUCUGGAGUCACGCUCUUGUUUGUGUUUUUACCAUAAGCUAAUAAAUGCACUGCUCUUGCGCCUCCUUUCUCGAACG
Rhipicephalus sanguineus (brown dog tick) is the source of this 449-nucleotide messenger RNA. RefSeq names its product PI-actitoxin-Afv2b. The record is from RefSeq and is a predicted model, not a curated record. NCBI's taxonomy places the organism in Eukaryota, Metazoa, Arthropoda, Arachnida, Ixodida, Ixodidae. Gene Ontology annotation, molecular function: serine-type endopeptidase inhibitor activity. Bases 83 to 322 code for a protein of 79 amino acids. The transcript is spliced from 2 exons.